CCCGGCCGAUCGGUGCGCUACUCCUGCGAGGAUGCGGCUGUUCCCGUGGCUGCUGAAGCACUCGGUGCCGAAGCAAAUCGAGCGCUACUCGCGCUUUUCGCCAUCGCCGCUCUCCAUCAAACAGUUCCUAGACUUUGGGAGAGAUAAUGCAUGUGAGAAAACUUCAUACAUGUUUCUACGAAAGGAACUGCCUGUGCGACUGGCUAACACAAUGAGAGAAGUCAAUCUUCUACCUGAUAACUUACUGAACCGCCCUUCGGUGGGGUUGGUUCAGAGCUGGUACAUGCAAAGUUUUCUUGAACUUUUAGAAUAUGAAAAUAAAAGCCCUGAGGACCCAAAGGUUUUAGAUAACUUUCUGCAAGUUCUGAUUAAAGUUAGAAAUAGACACAACGAUGUGGUUCCUACAAUGGCACAAGGAGUGAUUGAAUACAAGGAGAAGUUUGGAUUUGACCCCUUAAUUAGCAGUAACAUUCAGUAUUUUCUGGAUCGAUUUUACACCAAUCGCAUCUCUUUUCGAAUGCUUAUUAACCAGCAUACACUUCUGUUUGGUGAUGACACUAAUCCUGCGCAUCCGAAACAUAUAGGAAGUAUUGAUCCAACCUGUGAUGUGGCUGAUGUGGUGAAAGAUGCAUAUGAAACGGCCAAGAUGCUGUGUGAGCAGUACUACAUGGUAGCUCCAGAGCUGGAAAUUGAAGAAUUUAAUGCCAAAGCACCAGACAAACCUAUUCAGGUAGUUUAUGUGCCCUCACAUCUGUUUCACAUGCUAUUUGAGUUGUUCAAGAACUCAAUGAGAGCAACAGUUGAAUUGUAUGAAGAUAAAAAAGAGGGCUGCCCUGCUGUUAAAACUCUUGUUACUUUGGGUAAAGAAGAUUUGUCUAUUAAGAUAAGUGACCUAGGUGGUGGAGUUCCACUUCGCAAAAUAGAUCGUCUCUUCAACUACAUGUAUUCAACUGCUCCUAGACCUAGCCUGGAGCCCACAAGAGCUGUCCCUUUGGCCGGAUUUGGUUAUGGUUUGCCAAUUUCUCGUCUGUAUGCUAGAUAUUUUCAAGGAGAUCUAAAACUAUAUUCCAUGGAAGGAGUAGGUACUGAUGCUGUCAUUUAUUUGAAGGCUCUUUCUAGUGAAUCAUUUGAGAGGCUGCCAGUUUUCAAUAAGUCUGCGUGGCGCCAUUACAAGACCACACCAGAAGCUGAUGACUGGAGCAAUCCCAGCAGCGAACCCAGGGAUGCAUCGAAAUACAAGGCUAAACAGGAACAAGAUCAAGACGAAUAGUACUUGGUAAGGCACGGAAUGCUGUGGUCCUGUUUGGGAAGAAAGGUCAUCUUCUACAAGUCACUGAGAGAGCUCUUUUUUCCGCCACGUCUGAAUUAUUCCCAGUGCUUGAGUGUGUGUUUUCUCCAUACCAUCUGGGUCUUUCCAUGGAGCCCUUCCUGUAGUUAUUCCAGUUAUAAGUUCCACUAAAGUAGUAACUCAAGUAAUUUUUCAUGUUAUUUUGCCGUGGUGUAGUCAGUGCCUAUCGCGUAAGAGCACAGAGCCUCUAUAGAGCUCGCGUGUCCUCACACUGUCUUAUUAUCAUAGAGCCUGGUGUCUCCAGUCUUCCCUGGAUUCUGAGUUCAUUCCCCAUCCAAGAUGUAGCACUUAACUGCUGCUGCUCUUUGUGACCAAAUACUAUAUUUGUUCCAAACUCCCAGCUAGGUUUGGGGAAUCUAGAAAGAGAAGAUAGCAGCUGAGCACAUCUUGAGAAUUCAGUCCCAGAGCCCUCUCUGCCAUGCAUCCCUCCUCCACUCUGAUAGGGUUUGCCUUCCUCCAUCUGGUCUGCAUUCUCAUUAGAUGAGGCAUGGUACUUUCACAAUAGGUCUUAUUCACAGAUGUAUUGAUAUUUUACAGUUCAGUUGUAUGCUUCCAUUCCAUUGAUUAAAACAUUCCAAAAGG
Molecule: messenger RNA, 1930 nt
Organism: Octodon degus (degu)
Lineage: Eukaryota; Metazoa; Chordata; Mammalia; Rodentia; Octodontidae
Gene: Pdk3
Product: pyruvate dehydrogenase kinase 3
Exons: 12
Coding region: 32-1270 (412 amino acids)
Biological process (GO): regulation of glucose metabolic process; protein phosphorylation
Cellular component (GO): mitochondrion
Molecular function (GO): pyruvate dehydrogenase (acetyl-transferring) kinase activity
Source: RefSeq, a predicted model, not a curated record